AGCUUGAUCAAUUUUUGUAUAAAAAGCGAAAUUUUUAUAAGUUAUUACGUAGUCCCAUUUUGAUUGAAGUGGGUAAAGUUAUUUAGAUUAUAUAAUGAUUAAAGUGGUGUUAGCAACCAUUGCUAUCUUGUUGUGUGCCUUUUUGGUACUACAAACAGCCGCCACACCCACACCUCAACCGCAUCACAAACACCGCUAUCGUGAUUACGAUUAUUAUCCAAGAGAGUAUUAUCCCCAUAACUAUAGAAAAAAAGUUAUUAUAUAUGAAAGACCUGACAACUAUGGCUAUAAUCCUGGUUAUGGGAGAGGUUUUGGAGGAAACUAUGGAUCUUACCAAUACAACUACGGAUAUUAUUGAAAGAAGUAAUACAUUUUUGUAAAUAAAAUUCUUCUAUUAUGUUA
Molecule: messenger RNA, 402 nt
Organism: Diabrotica virgifera virgifera (western corn rootworm)
Lineage: Eukaryota; Metazoa; Arthropoda; Insecta; Coleoptera; Chrysomelidae
Product: spore coat protein T-like
Exons: 2
Coding region: 95-358 (87 amino acids)
Source: RefSeq, a predicted model, not a curated record